GACUGUGUUCAAAGUUUCAUGGCUGGCAUUCCUUGACCUAUUUUAGUACGGCUCUCAGGCGAAAAAUGCCCUCGACGGCAGCUCAGGAUUAGCAAAUUUAGGAUAAACUGCUUCUUAAUAUUCUAAAGGAGUAAAUAAACGCAGUUAUGUUUAAGUGUAUUCCCCUGUUUCGAGCCUGCAAUCGGCAGGUCGAUUAUAUCGACAGGAGGCAUUGCAGUUUGACAAAUGUUCCUGACGAUGUUAUGCGAUAUUCUAGAACUUUAGAGGAAUUAUUACUCGAUGCCAACCAAAUCCGAGAUCUACCGAGGGGAUUUUUUCGGCUGCUACAGCUCCGGAAAUUGGGUCUUAGCGACAACGAGAUCUGUCGCCUGCCUCCAGAUUUCGCAAAUUUCAUGAAUUUAGUUGAAUUGGAUGUCAGCAGAAACGAUAUUGGUGAUAUACCGGAGAACAUCAAGUUUUGUAAAAAUCUACAAGUUGCGGACUUCAGCAGCAAUCCCAUAUCCAAACUUCCAGAUGGCUUCACGCAGCUUCGUAACCUCACACACUUGGGACUUAAUGACAUAUCUCUUGCACGGUUACCCCUGGAUAUUGGCAGUCUUACCAACCUGAACACAUUGGAACUACGCGAGAAUCUGCUCAAAUAUCUCCCCGCUUCGCUCUCGUACCUCACCAAGUUAGAAUGUCUCGAUCUCGGCAGUAAUGAAUUGGAGGAACUGCCGGAUACCAUUGGACAGUUGCCAAGUUUGUUAGAGUUAUGGCUGGACUGCAACGAGCUCAACGAGCUACCUCCAGAAAUUGGUAACCUGAAUAAAUUACAGCAGAUCGAUGUGUCAGAGAACAAGCUAGAGGAACUGCCGGACCAGAUUAAGGGCCUAUCAAAUCUCACAGACCUGAUACUGUCACAGAACCAGCUGGAGGUGCUGCCUGAUGGCAUAGGUAACCUGAAGAAGCUGUCCAUCUUGAAGCUCGACCAAAAUAGACUGCUCGUUUUAACCUCGGAAGUCGGAUAUUGCACAAGUCUAACGGAACUUAUUUUAACAGAAAAUCUUUUAUCGGAACUUCCUGUAACAAUCGGCAAUCUCAUCAACUUAACAAACUUGAAUGUCGAUCGGAAUCGUAUUUGUGAAAUCCCCAAAGAAAUCGGCCAGUGCACGAAACUCGGUGUUUUGUCGUUACGCGACAAUAAGGUCGUUCAUCUUCCGGUCAGCAUUGGCGAAUUGAAGGAUCUUCACGUUCUCGACGUAUCUGGUAAUCGACUGGAGUACCUGCCCAUCACGAUCAGCGGCUGUAACCUCAAGGCCAUCUGGUUAUCAGAGAACCAAGCGCAGCCGAUGCUAAAAUUCCAAACGGAUUACGAUGAAAAGACCGAACAGAAAGUGCUCACGUGCUUCCUUCUUCCUCAGCAGGCAUUCCACACUGAAAGCAUGGAGAAUCUACUGAAAGGUAGCGUUGCAACUGAUCAGGACAGCCGACUCAGUUGGUCCGAGCAACGGACGCCCGCCAUUAAAUUUGCCGGGGAGGAAGGAGAGGAAGAAAACGACGAGGAAAAAGAGGUAGUCGAAUCGAAGGAGAGUAAUUUCGUACGCCAUAACACGCCGCACCCGAAAGAAUUGAAGGCGCGCCAUUCCAAGAUGUUCGACAAGAAGGUGGACGGCCAUGUCAUUCCCAAGGAGCAUGAGAAGAAAAAAGAGGACAAGGCCUUUAUUCCGCAUCGGGACAGAGAUAUGUCUUUCUCAGACGGUGACGAGGAUAAAGUCCCCGUUGUCAACAAACAUGUCUCUAUGACGACGCCACCUCCUCAGGCACCUGUGCACAAGGUUACAAUAGCCGCUCCUUCGAUAGAAUCAUCAUCGCCCCCCAAAGAAGUGACGAUGCGGGAACACGUGGUGAUGCGAGAACAUCCAAAGGAGGUCAACAUUGCUGGCGGCGUAGACCUCGACAGCCCUGGUCAAACAAGCGAAGAACCAUACGAUGAAGGGGAGUUUUAUUCAGACGAGGAGCCACCCGGGUAUUACGAACGCCACGUCGGUUUCUCGUGCGAAGGUGAAGACGGUAAGGGCGAGGACUACAAACUCCGGCGCAGGGAUACGCCACAUCACUUGAAAAACAAGCGCAUUCUCGGCAGCAGUCAGGAGGAGGCCGAGGCAACAAUACGCGAGAUUUUAACGAAAAAGGCUUCCACUACGAGCAGUUUAAUUGAGGAUAAAGUCGAUGGACGAGCGUCUUCAGUUGAAAUGGAGAUACAGGCAACGCCCUCUGUUGAACUGAGAUUAGAGGCGUCGCCCGCACCAGUUCUCCAGGCGCCCCCGCCAAAGGCCACACCAACACUCACGAUGACCGCACCGAAAAUGGAAUCGCAAUCAAUGACAGCACCAAAGCCCGCAGCACAAAUAAUGAAACCCACGCAAAAAGUUGCGCCAGUGACGCCACCGGUGACUGCGUCGCUAACCAAGUCAGCCAUCGCACCCGUUGCGCCCCAGUUCCAAACGCAACACGUCCCAAAAGAGAUUCAGGAGGAGGAAGUCACAGUGAAGAUUAAUCGGACGCCGGGUCAGGGGCUAGGCAUCAGUAUUGCUGGAGGGAGAGGCUCCACGCCUUAUCGAGGAGAAGAUGAGGGCAUUUUUAUAUCACGAGUGUCAGAAGAAGGGCCAGCAGGGAAGGCCGGCAUCAUGGUCGGCGACAAAGUCCUCUCCGUUAACGACCGAUGCCUCGUCGACGUGGAACAUCAUGAGGCUGUCGCAGUCCUGAAAGAGGCGGGCAACAAUGUCGUAAUCGUCGUCACACGGGAAAUUCUUAUGUCGGCCGAGGUUCCGGUCGGGAAUGAAGAAGUGAAGCUGCCUAAUGCCUUCAUUGGUGCUCCAGAACCUCCGCCAGAGUUGGAUGUACAGGGGGAGACUCUGAAUACGACAUUGAUUCGUGACGACGCCGGUCUUGGGUUCAGCAUAGCCGGCGGUCGCGGCUCCGUCCCUUACAAAGGAGAUGAUCAGUUCAUAGGCCUCGGCGAGGAAGAGAUUCAGGCAUUUAAUGAGAAAUACUCUUUCUUAGAGGCUAUAUACAUAUCGAAGAUAUCAGAAGGAGGCUGUGCGGAUAAAGAUGGCGUCAUGCUAGUUGGGGAUCGAAUAUUGUCCAUAAACGGAAUCGACAUCUCUGAUGCCCGUCACGACCAAGCAGUGGCGCUGCUAACAGGAAGCGAUAACGUGAUCAAACUAAAUUUAUACCGAGAGCAUUUAAUACCAAAAGACUCUAUAGAUGAAAUACAGGUGGCGCCAUCCCCGUUAGUGAACGAAACUGUAACUAGUGAAAAUGUAAUAAAAGUCGAAUCUGUGCCUGUGCCGAAAAUUUCGCCAACGCCUAAAAUGCGGAAAGAAGAAUUGAAUGAAAUAAAGCAAGUUGAGGUGAACCAUGUUGGGGAGGCUGAACCCUACCCUACAGAGGUAAUACACAUAGACAAAGCCGGUGGGCCGCUAGGCCUGAGUAUAGUCGGUGGAAUAGAUCACGCUAGUCAUCCAUUCGGCAUUGAUGACCCAGGUGUUUUUAUUUCCAAGCUUGUCCCCGAUGGUGCUGCCUCAAAAACGAACCUAAAAAUCGGUGAUCGGAUAAUCGUCGUAAACGGCAAAAAUAUACGCACAGCUACUCACCAGGAGGCGGUGAUGGCUCUGCUCACUCCCAGCAAUGAAAUUGAAAUGUUAGUCCGUCACGACCCGCCUCCACCUGGGUUAAACGAUGUUGUGAUAUUCAAAGACCCCGACGAGAAGUUGGGCAUCAGUAUCAAAGGUGGUGCCAGGGGUCACCCUGCUAACCCGCUCGACAAGACGGAUGAGGGUAUCUUUAUCUCUAAAGUGAAUCCUGGGGGAUCGGUGGCUAAGGAUGGAACGUUAGUGCCUGGCAUGCGGAUACUAGAGGUGAACGGACAGAGCUUAUUGGGGGCGACGCAUCAGGAGGCCGUGCGGGCGUUGAGAAGCGUUGGUGAUAAAAUGAUGGUUAUGGUGAGCGAUGGGUUCGAUCCUAAAUUAUUGGAAGUGUCGCCCACCAAUACGGUUGAACGAACAUCGCGGGCCGAUUCCAUCUCGAGCAUUGACCGUGAAGACGAGGAGCAUUCGUUAAUCAAACAGACGUCACUAGACGAGAUCUCAUUCGAUUCUGUGAAGGAACAAGCCGCUAUGAAAGAAGCCGAAGAAUGGGAGAAAGAAGAACAGGAAGAAUUAGAAAGCGCUCGUCGCGAGCACGAAAAUAACGUCCGAGAUUCCGAGGACGAUGAAAAUUUAGACGAAGACGAGAGAUCGUCGUCAAAGUUUAGUAUCCCAAAACCAAAGUCGUGGCAGCCCUCCAAACCAAUGUCACGGAUGUCUUGGGAUUCUCGCCGACCGCUCAGCGAAAGUUACGACAAUAUUAACGACCCGGUUAGGGCCGCGCGUCUGCCCGGAGCAAAACCAGCAUAUCCUCGAGACAAUCUUACGAAGCUGUACCCGUGGACGGCCGCCUCCAUGCUCCACCGAUACAACCCAAAGAGACGGUCUUUACCGAUCUCACUCUCCUACGAUUGUCUCUUGCAAUACGCCAGCAAUCCCGCAAUGUUCGACGCAGAGGGCAACGAGAAGUUGACAUUUAGCGAAAAGAAAAAAUAUUUUGAAAAAGAAAUUCAAGAACAGCAAGAUGAAAAGCCGAAGGAAGGAGGAAGAAGGAAAUUUUCAUAUCUGUCUGCGGACGAGGUGGCCAAAAUGAAGGAGGCAGAAGAGAAGAAAUUAUCAUCGAUGUCACAAGAGGAGAUUAUGAAGAACUUUAAUGAAGACAACGCGGAGUAUGAUAAAUUGUUUACUAGCUUAAUGAACAGCAGUGCGACCCCUAGUGGACCCCCUGUUCGGACUAUAAAGGCUGAGCGUCGGCGCUCAAACGAGAUGAAGACUAGCGUGGAGAGUGUUGGUGGUGGCGGUGAUAAGAGCUUGACGCCCGAGGAGCGGGUACGAGAGGCGGAGAAGCGGGCCGAGUGGCGGGCAGCAAGGAUGAAAUCGUUAGAGGAGGAUGCGAUCAAGGCUCAGUUAGUCAUCGCGAAGGUCAAGGAAUUAUCGGAACAAACUGACGGUGAUAGGGAACGACUAGGAGCUGUCGAUAUAGACAUAGGUGAUAACAGCUCAAAAAAUAAUAAGGAAGAAGAGCACCAGGAGAAAAACCAUAACGAUUACAAAAAACUAAAAGUUAACACACGUGAUGGCAAUACUCAGGUCCAGGAGCGCUCCCGAGUCUUGGACGAGAAAAUUGUCCGAAAAACGGAAGAAUAUAUCGAUGAAAACGGAAAAAAGGCAUUUCGAACGGUUGAAUAUAUUGAAAAAACGGUUGAACACGAGGUCGAAACGACAAAGCAACAAAUUGUAGAGCUCGAAUUAGAGAGUGACGCAGAUGGUCGCCAUGGAAACACCAAUGGAGAAUUGUCAUGAUGUACCACAGCCAGCCAUUAGCUUGGUGCUUGCUGUACAGUGAUGAUACUCCACUCUCAGCCUGCCCCUCCAUCUUGGUGGUCUCUGUAACCAUAGUAACCAUAACCAUGGUAACCAUGUUACAUAGCAACAGACGUCUCUACUUGUUCUACAGGUCCAUAGGAACCGUUUUAUUACUCAAUGUCGUGCAAGGGUUGCAGAGCUCACCAAGAUCCAAGCCUAAUCUAGCCAGGCUGAAAUCCCCAUUGCCAAGGAUAUAAACCUGGUCACCAAGGAUGACAGCCUGGUUGCUAAGGACAAAAGCCUGGUCGCUAAGGUGGAAUACCUGGUCGCUGAGGCUGACACCUAGUUGCUUAGGGCUCACUUGUCGUCAUGGGCAACUGCUCUCCUGCCAUGGGCAGAGACUGGAUCCAACCGAUGAAGGAUUCAACAGCUUUUCUGUCAAGUUUCUGAAGUGUAUUACAUAUUGGUGGCAUGGCCUGUACAGUUGCGUGAGAUUUUACCUCCGAGUACAACGUCAAAUGUGCGGAGUGAAGUCAACAGAAUUUCUGACUCCUUUUCAGACUUUUGUUGUUGAAUCUUCUGGGUUUUCAAAAUUUAUCUUUUUUUAGAUUGUCCAUGUUUGCACUACUUAAUUGAACAGUUGCCAUAUUGAGGGUGAUAAGUUUUACAAAUGACGCCCAGAAGAACCAAACCAACAUCAGCCUAGUUCUGAGAAUCUUGACUUCGUACUUGAAGGUACAUUUUGAUGCCAUGUUUUGCCCGUUUUAGAAACGACUUCUGUAAAUAUCUUAUUGAGACAUGAAAGCUUGUAUUUCAACAUUGUUGAAUAUUCCAUUUCACCUGUGUACAUUGGCAAACCUUUUUGGUUGCUAUGGUGACCACAUAUAAAUAGACUGGUUACCUUGGCGACCACAUGUUCGACUGGUUAAUACAAUGACUAUAUAAUAUGAUUUGUACAUUUGGAAAAUACUUGUUUCUUUGGUAAGAAUAUUCCUCAUGUUGUUGUUAAAAGAAAUCUUGUUGCUAUGGCAAUAGUUGCUAUGACAACAGAAAACGCUGCAACAGCAUUCUGUUGUGGCAUAUUUAGCUAUCAGUAAUGUAUAUUAUCAUAUUGGGUAGCCUGCGCUUCACAGGGUAAUGGCAAUGGCAGAAUGGUGACAUGCAACUUUUCUUGAAUUUUUCAUCUUAUUAAAGAUGGCAGCAGUUUGCCUCCUGAUGUGGGGCUCCCAAGGGGCUUUUCGUUCUUUGACAUUAAAGAGAUUACUAUAGUACCGGCAACAGAUUCACUGUAGCUUUGGUAUGCUUGGGAAAGCCUGUUCCAACUCCAGUCCCUUGGGCAGACCUUCACUGAGGGUUACUUGCACUGACCUACCAAAUUGCUUCAGUUCUUCUUGACCAAAAAUUUGUAUGCUGCGUAUAACCGCCUUCUGCCAUUUUCAUUCCCCAAAACAUUUAGCACAACUUUAUUCUUAUUUUAUGAUUUCUUUUUAUCCUAAUCAAGACCAAAGUUGGCUGGUAUCCAAUGGCAAUAUAAAUACAGGUGGUUUCCAUGGUAACGCAUAUACAUUUUAAAAACUGCCUGUGUGUUAAUGUCUUUUAUUUUUUGGUAAUAGUUCAUUUUGAUGAAUGUCACAUGUUUUCUUUCAAGUAAGAUAGUCAGAGCUGCUUGUAUAAAAUGCAUGCAGGAAUUCAAAAUCACCUUCGAAUUUUUCUCAAUACCCAAUUCCCUUAUUGGUGAAUUGUUCAGGUAACUUUGACCAACUUACGACAAAAGAAACAUCUUUAAUGUUUCAUGAUAAUUUUUAGUAAACUUAUAUAAAUGCUAUUAUUACUUCAGAAACCUUACGGAUUUGAAUAAUUAUUAAUUGUGAAUACAAUAAUUGAUAAUGAUGUAUGUCAACAUAGACAGCAAUGAAUUAUGAGGAAAAACUGUACAGAUUUUAAAUUGAACAAACUGAGGAUAAUGGGUUUGCUCAGAAUCUAAAGGGUUAUUUCAAGCUUAAUAAUCCUACAUCUUAUCUCUUUUAGCGACCAAAAACAUGAAAUGUACGAAAGAAUAUUUUUGCACAAUUCCAAUAUUUGAUUUUAUCUGUACAUGUCAACAGUGAAUUUCCAUUUGUGUUAAAAGAUGUAUUGGCGCAGAAAGUUUACCAACUGCUCCUGGGAAAGCAUUAUCUGGUUGCUAUAGUUACCUUUCCGUCUUCUAUGCAAAAGACAGCUAGAGUUGUAAAUAUUUUUUUCUUGUGAUUUGCAUUUUUCUUCCCUGAUACUCAUCUGUUGAUGCUUUGAAAUAAGGACAUUUGAGAACACCUUAGAAAACACUAGUGUCAUCUAUAUAAGACCUGUUCUGAAUAAUCAAUUGAGUUUAUAGGUAUCGUGCAUUAAAGGGGGACUACAGUCAAGGAGGUUAAAUUGGCCAUCUUCAGGUGACUAAUCUACAUAAUUGUCUGAUGGUUAUGACGUCUUGUUCCGGCUUUGCUUUGAAUUUGUAGCAAUUUACCAGGUCUUACAUCAGUGAAAUUAGAGUAUAUACAGCCUUGACUUGAACAACAGAAGAUACUGACCAAAAUACUUUAAACCCCCUGAAUUUCAGGAAGUUAUUAUAGAAAUUGAUUUCAAAAGAUAUUGUGGCCAAUAUAGUCAGUGCUCUGUUCUUCUAAGCGUGAAAUGGAUUUCAAUAUUGUAUAUGAUUCUGUACAUUUGAGUCUCUCAGACUGUGAUGAUGAGUACAUUGUAUAAUUAUGUAAUGUUUCGUGUAUGUAUAUUGUGAAUAGGUCCAGUGAAUCGGAGGGUUAACUGACCCAAAUUCUACCACUAUGAAAAACUUUUCAUUAAGAAGUUCUUUUAGUCCGUUAAAAAUUGCCUUGGAAUUCACCAAAUAUCUAAAACUUUGCGUAUGAUAGAACAGUUGACAUAAAGAUUAUUUUAUACUUGAUAACAUGUUAAAAAGUUUCUGAGUCCUAACUAUCCACCCCCAUAUCAAUCAAAUCAUAUCAUCACUAAUUUCAAAACAGUUAUUUGCAUUGGUGUGAAUAGUUUCUUAAUCUAACUUGGUGUGUGUGGGACAAUCUUAGUCAUGCAACCCCAAUUUUACAAAUUUUGAACAGUUGUCCACAGGUCUUUCGUACUAACUCAUUGUCACUACUCAACCCAGUUAUUUGCAAAGUUGUAAAUAUUAUCAAUUCAGGCCCGGUUGUUCAAAGCAAGUUUUGUCACCAAUGCUCGUGUCAACUUGACUUGGCGCUAAGUCUAAGGGUUUAACAGAAGGAGAUAACGUUAUGUUAAGUUAAUGCCAGGGUUAGUAACAGAACUUGUCUUGAACAACCAGGCCAGAGCUCAAAUUAUGAAUUUCAUAAUCUAGCCUACCCCCCAUCCUGAUCUAGAGUCGAUUAAUUCACUUGAUAUCUGCAUCAUUUCGUUGGAUUGUUUCGUGAUUGUCCUUGUUGUUUUAGUUUCAUCAAAAAGCGCUAGGGGUCGCCUCUUAUCGCUUUUUGGUUCGUGUUGGACGAGGCAGAGUUCAUUUUUUUCUCUCCAAAAAGUUACAAAUUUUCAGAUCGGAGAUGAUGGACUUGAAUUGGAGCUGCUAAAACCCUCAUGUUUCAAACAAGGAGAUGUCAGUUGUGUGUUGUGUAAAGUUUAGACUAUCGUCCCAAGAAUUAUAUUGUAAUAGCCUUUUUUUAGGUGAGUGCCCCGAGCGGUGAAACUCUGCUUUGGGGAAACAAAAUUUCCAACUUAGGGGGGUCGGAAUUAGAUGUUUCAGCCAUCGUUAACCAUGAUGUCAAAAUGACGGAGACUGACACCAUGAGUCGACAAAGUUGCGAGUCCACUGCAAGAGGCACUGAACUAUAAGGAGGUGAAUAAAUCAUCUACCAAUGUUCACGGCAAAGUACCUUGUAGAAUUUAUCAGUUUAAGUUUUCCCUAACUUAAACAUCUGAUUCUAAAUCCCUUUAACUUUGGUAAUAGUUUGAGCAAGUUGUCUGUUAAUGAUUUUGGGACACUGUUUUCGACGAAACUGGUGCAGAUAUCAACAUCCUGAAAAGAAUUUUGCAACAAUUUAAAAAAGAACCAUGUGAAAUAAAAAUUAAAUUUACUGUUCUUCCGUUUUUGUCCUGUAUGUUUCAACUGUGUUGUUUAUCGAAGUCCUCCUAGGCAGCGCUGACCCAGUUUCUACUGUACUUUUUCUCCAUGACCUCAUGUUAACUAACCCAAAGCAACUGCUUCAUAUCAAGAGUUAAUGAAGACUAGUCCUUAUUGAUUCUUGGUUAUAUUUACAGUCCUGUGGGCAGCAGGUUAGGUGACGAGCAAAGUGUGUUCAUAUUUUCAGAUUUCUAUACAGGGACUAAAAUUUCCCUAGUCGGAGCAAAUGAGAACGGAAAUUAAAGCGCAAAAUGUAUCAGUAAAUGUGCCCGGUUUCCAAAGUACAAGGAGAGCCACCUAUAAAACAGAAAGUGAACUAGACAUGUCUGUGUACAUCUGUAUUAUGAACAGACAUGUCUGUGUACAUCUGUGUUAUGAACAGACAUGUCUAGUUAGCUUUCUGUUUUGUAGGUGGCUCUACUGGUACUUAAAGGAGAACGCAUUAUUUGACAAGUGGGUCCUUUAAAUGGAAUAUUGGCUCAUGUUAAAUUAGCUUGAAUAACCUGUUAUUUGAUAUCCGAGAUUGUAUAGUUGUGUUCAGGUUUUCAAACAAAUUUGACUAAUUCAUUUUCAUUUGACACAAGCUUGCUGAAAAAACUUCAUAUUUUGUUUAGAAAGCUGUAUAUAAUUUCACUAAUACAUACUUCUAAAAUCAGCAUUUUAAACUUGCUAUUCUUUGGUAACAGUUCCUUGCAAAAUAAAUGAGGAAUUCCAGCGAACUUUGUAUAAAAUGAACUUUUAACAUCAUAUUUGUUCAUUGCAUGUACCUUUUUUAUCGAGAUAACCUGUACGAGGGAUUCAUUUUAGCUUGAUAGUUUUCAGUUUCCCUUUGACCUUGUAUUCAAUUCACAAAAAUGUAAUAUUGAAAUUACUAUUAAAGAAAACAUUUACUGCUACAUAAA
Messenger RNA from Lineus longissimus, 10475 nucleotides. Its product is annotated as protein scribble homolog. Gene Ontology annotation, biological process: neurotransmitter receptor transport, endosome to postsynaptic membrane; neurotransmitter receptor transport postsynaptic membrane to endosome; embryo development. Gene Ontology annotation, cellular component: postsynaptic density; adherens junction; postsynaptic membrane. Gene Ontology annotation, molecular function: protein binding. The transcript has 44 exons. Lineage: Eukaryota; Metazoa; Nemertea; Pilidiophora; Heteronemertea; Lineidae. The coding region runs from base 147 to 5432 and encodes 1761 amino acids. The record is from RefSeq and is a predicted model, not a curated record.